Diaporthe batatas is the source of this 870-nucleotide messenger RNA. RefSeq lists its product as uncharacterized. The coding region runs from base 1 to 870 and encodes 289 amino acids. NCBI's taxonomy places the organism in Eukaryota, Fungi, Ascomycota, Sordariomycetes, Diaporthales, Diaporthaceae. Gene Ontology annotation, molecular function: protein N-acetylglucosaminyltransferase activity. Gene Ontology annotation, cellular component: endoplasmic reticulum lumen. The record is from RefSeq and is a predicted model, not a curated record. The transcript has a single exon.
AUGAGCCGCGUUAAUAACGACCUGCCGGUGGAGCCAAUCGAAAAUGCGACAGGUCCCCCGUUCUUGACUAUUCCAAGCAAAGAUCACAAUGUCCAAGUUGUAAUACUUGACGACUUACCAGAUGGACCAUUAUAUGAGCUCUGGUCACUCCUUACAGGCAUAGCUCCUGUCCGAUUAUCAGCGAUCCGCGCAUCGCCCGAGGAACACCAGUCAAUCACGGACGGCUUGCACCCUCACAAUAUCAUCGUACCAUUGCCCGGCGGCAGUAAUCCCCUGUGGCAAAACGAUUGGGAAGACCGCAACUGCACAGAUUCGGUGAACCUUAGGGUCUUUGUCAAUCGCAUCAAAACUCACUACAUGCUGACCCCCUUGACAAAGACACCUUCUCGGCCGAAGGGGAUGCUGAAUCUGCUCUUCAUCGACCGGACGGGACGGCGUAAACUCGAAGGCGCUGAGGCAUUGCUAAAAGCCGUCGAAGUAAAGUACCCGAACGUCAACGUGUCGUCAGUGGACUUCGAACUCUUGUCCAUACCAGAGCAGUUGGCAAUGAUACAGCGGACCGACAUAUUAGUCGGAGUACAUGGUGCUGGUUUGACGCACACCAUGUUUAUGACCCAUGGCGCUGUGGUUGAAAUCAGGCCUCCUAAUUUUCAACACAAGGGAUUCAAGAACCUGGCUCAGAUGAUGGGUAUAAAAUACUUCACGGGCCACGGUGAGCUUCCGGCGAGCCAUGAGAUUGGGACUAAACCCAAUUGGCAGACUGAUGAUGUUGCGAUCGAUCAGGAUUCGUUUCUGGGGCUGAUAGACCAAGCGAUUAGAGGGUUGCGGGACGAUGGUAGUUUGAAAGAAGUAAGAGGCAACUUGGUAUAG